Microplitis mediator is the source of this 1766-nucleotide messenger RNA. RefSeq names its product somatomedin-B and thrombospondin type-1 domain-containing protein-like. The record is from RefSeq and is a predicted model, not a curated record. The transcript has 5 exons. NCBI's taxonomy places the organism in Eukaryota, Metazoa, Arthropoda, Insecta, Hymenoptera, Braconidae. The coding region runs from base 716 to 1513 and encodes 265 amino acids.
GUUGCGUUAGUUGGUUUACAUCGAAGCGAGAGUUCACUAAGAAGACUUUACUUGGGAAAUUCUCCAGCAUAAUUUACCUCCAGUGACUUCUUUAUUAACAAACCAACUUCAUUUUAUUUUUUUUUUAUAUUUUUAUUUAAUAUUUAAAAUUACUUGGAAUAAAAAAAUUUUUUUUUACUUAUUACUUAGAAAUUAUUUUCAUAACUUUUUCAAAUUUGAUAUUUAUUUAAAUAAAUUUUAUUCAAAGUUAUUAAUUAAAUUUUAAACUGCAAUUUGUAAAUUUAAUAAAUUGGUAGCAGACAGAGUUAAAUACAUUUGAGAAUAAAAUAAAAAAAAAUAAAAGUGCUUGAUUAUAUUAUCGCGGAAUUAAAAGUGAUUUAAACGUGUACAAAAGUUUUACGGUAGACAGCAGUAAUUGUGUGUCAUGAAAGCAUUAAUUAACGUGUGAGUAACGUGAUUUGCCAUGACUUUUAAAAAACAAAAUUUUUUUAUAAAACGAAACAACAGAAUAAGAGGAUUUAACUUGUGUACAUUCGUACUUCGUAAUUAGAAAAAUCAAUAAGCCUCGGUAUUAAUUUUUUUUUGUCACUGCAAAAUUUAAUAGUCUCCUAAAAAUAUCCGAGUGAAAGUGAAAGCUGGUUUUACUCAAAAACUCAAUAGCGAGCAAUUGAAAUUUCAUUUAAAAUUAUUUGUGUUGUUUUUUUAUUUAUAAAAAAUGAAGAAAUUAAAAUUCGCGCAAUAUUUGGUGGCUAUUGUCGUGUCUUUGGUGGACAAAAGCGCCGGGGGUAGUUGCAGAGCUGCGAAAUUGUGCUGUCAAGGCCGCGAUUCCGGGUGUGUUAUUCAAAAAGUUUCACCAAAUGCUAUUAUCGAAAGCCCUAAAGAUAAACCCUGUUACUGCGAUCACGCUUGUCUUAAAUUAAAUGAUUGCUGUAAUGAUUUUCGUGAAACUUGUAGUGUAGUCGACUGUGAAGUUAGUGAAUGGGGAACAUGGUCAGUUUGUGAUAAUUUAUGUGGGGUCGGUAUUCAAAGUAGAAUACGUGUCGUUACAAAGUCGAAACAAAAUGGUGGGAAACAUUGUCCGCAAUUAGAGCAAUCUAGGGUAUGUCAAGAACACGUUGGAUGUCGUCAUUGGGAAAGAGAGUCAUUAUAUAAAAGCAACGUGACUCUGCUCACGACAUGGCAUGAGAUGAAUCCAGAGCUAAAUGAAACAACAAUCGAGACGAAACAAGGAACGUGCUCGGCUUUUACCGUAAUUUGGGCGUCCAGGGCAUGCAGCAAGGACUUUCCAGGCGUAACACUCGGUGCACAAAUAUGUGUCAUGUGUCAUAGCGAACCAGAGACUGGAAACUGUCAGAAUAAUCAGGAUCCACUGGGACCUACAGGAAUCGGCAGGUGGAAAAUAAUAACAUCAAUAUCAGCGCGGUGUCACGGAAAAUGGAUCAGCAGCGCGAAUAAUAUUCAGCAGUGCGAUGUCAACGACUGCAAAAAUACAACGUCUUUUGUGUAUGUUUAGGAUCUUAAAAAAAAUAAAACCGUCCAUUCGGAAUUUUAAAAAAAAUUUGAAUUAUUGAAAUGGAUUGGGAACUAGUCUGUAAAUAAAUUAGUCGGUAUACUGUAACGAUAGUAUUCACUUAAUAAUAAUAUUAAUAAUAAUGAUUAAAAUAAUUCAUUCAAUAUUUGGGAUAUUUAAUAAAAAUGUGAUUAUCUUAACAAAAUUAAUGGAUUAAUUAAUCCCCAAUAUUUUUCUUAUUGUUAGCAGAAUAUGA